This is a messenger RNA of Myxocyprinus asiaticus (Chinese sucker), 2294 nucleotides long. RefSeq names its product protein kinase, cAMP-dependent, regulatory, type II, alpha, B (gene prkar2ab). Gene Ontology annotation, biological process: regulation of protein phosphorylation. Gene Ontology annotation, molecular function: cAMP-dependent protein kinase regulator activity. The record is from RefSeq and is a predicted model, not a curated record. The transcript has 15 exons. Gene Ontology annotation, cellular component: cAMP-dependent protein kinase complex. NCBI's taxonomy places the organism in Eukaryota, Metazoa, Chordata, Actinopteri, Cypriniformes, Catostomidae. The coding region runs from base 717 to 1922 and encodes 401 amino acids.
UUGACCCAGAUCUGUUUAUGUUGUCACAUGUUUAUUGAUUGUUUCUUUAUCAUUUCUCUAUAUGCAGUGUGAGGUCACAGUUUUAUGAGAAUGUUUGUUUGCAAUAUGAACAUGUUUGUUAUGUGCAGGUGCGACUUCAGAUCCCAAAAAAACUACGUCCAGGUGAAUCUGCAUUUUAAACCGGAACAUUUGACUGUUUAAAAAAACACUUUUGCAAAGGAGGGUGUUCGUGGUCUGUAUAGGGGUUGGCGGCCCCCAUCAUAAUGUUUUUGGGAUUUGGACUCGGCAAGAAACUGCAGCAGAAAACACCAGACGACAUUCUGAUUAGAUGAUUGACAGCUGUCACUCAGAUGUUCCAGCCAGUGGAAUGUACUUUAUGACGUAUGAGUGGCUGAAACACAUUCUCACACCGGAGGGCAACAGUCUGAUGGAGUUGAGCGUUCCGAGUAUUCUCUUUGCCGGUGUAAUGGCAAGAAUCUUUAACAGGGCCGAUGCGAUUCCACCUAACGUGCUGAAGUCUCGCUUUCAGACAGCUCCUGAGGGCAAAUAUCCCAAUGGGACAUCCUGAGAGAGUUGAUUCGGGAGGAGGGUAUCGGCUCGCUCUAUAAAGGAUUUAAUGCCGUGAUGCUCUGAGCGUUCCCAGCUAAUGCACUCGAUGUGUUGAAUCUUCUGCUGGUAGAUGUUGUGAGGAACAUUAGAUUCGUGCGGGUUUCAGCAUGAGUGUGGAGGUUCCGGUGGGUCUCACUGACCUGCUGAAGGGUUACACACUGGAGGUUCUGAAGCAGAGACCCGCAGAUCUGCUGGAGUUCGCCGUUCAGUACUUCACCUGUCUGAGGGAACAGCGGAGCUCCACCCGCAGCUGCAGCCGGUCUCCGGUGACCCGAGCGGUGGCCUUCGACCAAGAUUCUGCCCAGACAGACUCCGGCGACGAGGAUGAGGAGGAAGAUGAUGAUUUUCCAGAGGAUUUCACCUUCAAACCACCUCCUCCCAGUAAAAACAACAGACGAGUAUCAGUGUGCGCAGAAGCCUAUAACCCUGAUGAAGAUGAAGAUGAUGCUUCUGAUUCAAGGGUCGUUCACCCCAAAACUGACCAGCAACGGCACCGACUACAGGAAGCGUGCAAAGACAUACUGCUGUUCAAAACACUGGAGCAGGAUCAGUUUAAUGAGGUGUUAGACAGCAUGUUUGAGGUGCUGGUGAAACCACAAGAGUGUAUCAUAAAUCAAGGGGAUGAUGGGGAUAAUUUCUAUGUGAUUGAGAGGGGUGUGUAUGAUAUUGUGAUACAGAAGGAUGGUGUCAGUCGCUGUGUGGGUCACUAUGAUAACAAAGGCAGUUUUGGUGAACUCGCUCUCAUGUACAACACACCGCGAGCGGCCACGAUCAUGUCCACACAGGAAGGGGCGCUGUGGGCUCUGGACAGGGCAACUUUCCACAGACUCAUCGUGAAAAAUAAUGCCAAAAAGAGGAAAAUGUACGAGAGUUUCAUAGAGAGCGUGCCGUUACUGAAAUCUCUCCAGCUAUCGGAGAGAAUGAAAAUUGUUGAUGUUUUGGGAAUGAAAUCCUUCAAAAACGGAGAUCAGAUUAUAAGACAGGGUGAUGAAGCGGACUGCUUUUAUAUUGUGGAGUCUGGAGAAGUUAAAAUCAUGAUGAGAAGCAAAACUCGAGCAGGUCAGAGGUCAAACGAGGAGGUGGAGAUUGCCCGCUGCACUAGAGGACAGUAUUUUGGAGAGUUGGCGCUGGUUACAAAUAAACCUAGAGCUGCGUCUGUGUACGCAUCAGGAGAGACGAGGUGUUUAGUGAUUGAUGUGCAGGCGUUUGAGCGUCUGUUGGGUUCCUGUAAGGAGAUUCUGCAGAGGAACAUCUCACACUAUGAGCAUCAGCUGGUCGCUCUGUUCGGAUCCAGUGAUGAUCUCAAACACUGAAGAACUAACAAACCACUUCUCAACCUGUGCUUUUAUCAUGGGCUUUAAAGCAGAGAAUUCCUGGUUCAAAACAACUUGAGCACCGGAAUAUAACAUAUAGCCACGAGACUUAAAAAUGAUGUUUGCAUAAGAUCAGUAGGUGUUAAAGUUCAUCCAUUGAAGAACUGCUUUAUGAAAAAUGCUUGUUUAAGAAGAAAUGCUUUAAUAAGGACUUUUCUCCAUAAAUGUCUUGCCCCAGAUGUAGACAUUAUAAGUUCUGUAGUAAUCUUCAGCAUGUCAGAUGCUGUACAAAGAACAUGUUCAGAACCUCUCCUUUAACAUGGGUCCUUUAUGUACAACAGAAAAUUAAGUUAAAUUGAAUUCUAUUGUAGU